Messenger RNA from Amoebophrya sp. A120, 2709 nucleotides. Lineage: Eukaryota; Dinophyceae; Syndiniales; Amoebophryaceae. The record is from the annotation of a GenBank genome assembly.
AGACACACAUCAUACAUAGUAUCCCAUCCCAAACCCAUUUAAGUAGUUUUCAAUCGCCUCCGUCCCCUGGAAGUAGCGCUUUUACUAUUUUUCUGCCCUCUUUUGACACCUUGGCCUUUCCUCCACGCCCUAUUUCUUUCCUUCCGUAUUCAUUGACGGUUGGGUUCGUUCUUCUUGCGCACGGUGUACCCCACCAGGAAAUCUUUGCAAGUACUUACAUUGCUAUUGCUUCUGGAAGAGCCACGCUUGCUCUAUUUAUCCAGUAUACGACAUCCUUAACCCCGAACCCGAAGCAGUAUGUCGCUGGUAGUGCACCGAGAUCACGAUGUCUAUCCACCACACGACGUGGUUGGCGACGAUACUUUUUUCGAAGACCACUUCAACGAGGCCGACUGCUCCGAGGUGGUUUUGUUGGACUCGGUUCCCAGCGGUCAGCAGCGCCGACUCCCGGGGGUUUAUUUUUCGCGAAAAAGAAACGCAUUCGUCACCAACUACGAAGAUCCGGAAUCGGGACUGCUCACUAGCGUUAGUUUCCCCGUGGAUGGGCCGCGGAGCGGACACUUCCUUCCACCUAGUAACAGCACGACUCUAAUAUUAAAAGACCGGGACCAAACGGAGGAUCAUCGGCCCGGCAUUGAUGCUGCACAUGGUGCACAAACGAGGCUGAUGAACCAGCAAAAGCCUGUCGAGGGCGAUCUUCCCCGCGCGCGGUUCGCGGCGGCGCUGGCUUCCGCGCAUGAGAAGGCGCACGAGUUUCGCGUUUCGGCCUUUCUGGAGAAUCGCGCGGCGGCCCUGAACAACAGCGGGAAAGUAUCCUGAGUAAAAACGUACCCACACCAGAGUCGGGAUGGGGAUUUUGCAACACAAACCUAGGAGUUUUGUGAGUCACGCAUGACAAGUUUCAGUCCGUAAGGUAGUGCAAGUUAGCAAGGAAAGCCGCAUCACAAAUCGAUCUGCUGAUCCUGUUUACAGCAUUACAAGUUCCCAAACACGAUUGAAAAUGCCUGUCAUGGGGUUGCGCAUCACAAAUGUUCCUGUCAUGGCAAAUCCGCAUGACAACGCUGGUGUGGGUACGUUUUUACUCAGGAUAGAAAGACUACGAGCGGCAGAAGAUUUCGCAGAUCUACAAGGAAAUCCGCGCCAAGCAGGCGGACCAGCUGGAGACGCGGUUGAAGAGCACGCAUCUGGGAACUUUUUUCCCGAGCGCGACCGUGAGCACCGGAUUUCGGGGUCUGGACGACAAGAUGGCGGCCACGGGGCGUACGUUCUUCAGCGAACAGUCGGCGGCGACGAAGGGAACCUCCAGGGACGACCCCGCGAAUGCCGCCCUGCAGGCGAAACGGGACCAGGAGGAGCGGCGAAAAAGGCAGGCCGUGCACGUUUCCAUUCCGGCCGAGUCGGUCCUGCCUUACAACUUCAACAGCAUGAACAGCUUCUACCAGGUCUCCAGCAGCGUCACCAGUACCUCGCCCUCGCAGGCAAGGGGACCAGCUUCCACACACGCGCACGACCUGCAGGAAAUGAAUACAACGACCACGACGACCCGAGGGGUGGCGGCGGAGGAGGAGAAGCACGGAGGCUCGCCGGCCACCGGCAGAACGAACCCCGGAAUGAUGACCGGAAGUGAAAAUAGUACCGCGAGAACAAGUAAUUUGAUGGUGUUUCCUCCGGGAGGGGGCGACCAGCACCCGCUGUCGCCGGGCGGCGUGUCGACGGCGGCGCCAACGUCUCCAGUCGACUCGCCGCUGCCAAACGACGAGGACUGGGCAGCGGAGGUGAUGACCCAGUCGCCGGUGGUGCAAAUGCGCGAAACGCAAAAGCAGCUGUCGGAAUUGCGGGCACAAGAGCGGAAAUUUCGGCUGCUGGAUGAGGAAGCCCGGCUUGCCGCGGAGCGGGCAGCUGCUGCGAAAAAGGAGGCCAUGAGUCGAAGGUUGUUUGACGAACAAAACGACAGCGACUUUGACGAGGAAGAGCAAAGGAAGAAGAUCGCCGAACAACGAAAGCGCAGCGCAAACGCGCGCCAGAUCCCGAUGGUGCCGUCGACGCCGGAGAAUAAAAAAGAAGACGAGCAGCUCGACGAUGCGGUUACGCCGGGGCAGGAGCCGCAAAAGGAGUAUUCCAAGUACGAAAUGCGCCCCGUGCGGCCACUGCUGCUCGGCAGCAGCGGCGGGAACAGUAAGCAGAAGGCCUUGACGCCCAUAUUGAAGGAAAAGAUUCAGAUCGGGCAACCGAUAGUUUCCGGCGCGCAAGGUAGCAGCAGAACGGGCGGAAACAAAAAAGUUGUAGGAAGACUCAUCGACGCUAUCAAAUAGCAACAAGGUUUUCAUGCACAUGCGGAACACGGACAUACACAUAGGGUGGCCCGCUGAAAAAGAGAGUAAACUGGUAUCACUUCAUCAGGGUCUUCUAGCCUGACCUUCUGAGCAAGUCAAUGUACCCCAUUUGCAAAUGUUAUCUUCAAUUUUGAAUUGUGUUUGAAACGUAACAAAUAGCAAUUAGCUUCGUUUACUUCUGCACAUUUUGUUUUUGCGAAGUAUUAUACCCGAAAUCAAGCGUUUUUCUCCCCGCAAUCGCACCGUCCCGCAAUUGGUACCCCCAGUGCAUGAGGUGGACUGGUGUUUCUGACUACAUCCCCGCAGUGAAUUUGCGAUCUAUCAUGGUUCACGAACAAACAAAUUUUAUUUUCAAAGUUUACAUUUUUUUAUUCAU